GGGAGAGAAAGGGAGGGCGGCGCGCGUGCGUAGCCCGCUCUCGGGCCAUGGCUGGCUGGGCGGGGAUCGAGCUUUCGGCCCUGAACCCCCUGCGUACGCUGUGGCUGGCGCUGGCCGCCGCCUUCCUGCUCGCGCUGCUGCUGCAGCUGGCGCCCGCCAGGCUGCUGCCGAGCUCCGCGCUCUUCCAGGACCUCAUCCGCUACGGGAAGACCAAGCAGUCCGGCCCGCGGCGCCCCGCCGUCUGCAGGGCCUUCGACGUCCCCAAGAGGUACUUUUCCCACUUCUACGUCAUCUCAGUGUUAUGGAACGGCGCCCUGCUCUGGCUCCUUUCUCACUCUCUGUUCCUGGGAGCGCCUUUUCCAAACUGGCUUUGUGCUUUGCUCGGAACUCUUGGGGCCACGCAGUUCCAAGCCCCGGGGACGGAGUCCAAGGCCUCUCGGAUGCUAGCGGCUGAGAUGGCUCUGUCUGCCUUCUUGGUGUUGGUGUUCCUCUGGGUCCACAGCCUCCGGAGGCUCUUCGAGUGCUUCUACGUCAGCGUCUUCUCUAACGCGGCCAUUCACGUCGUGCAGUACUGUUUCGGGCUCGUCUACUAUGUUCUCGUUGGCCUGACUGUACUGAGCCAAGUGCCCAUGGAUGGUAAGAAUGUGUAUGUUCUGGGGAAGAAUCCACUGAUACAAACUCGGUGGUUCCACAUCCUGGGAAUGCUGAUGUUCUUCUGGUCAUCUGCCCAUCAGUAUAAGUGCCACGUCAUUCUCGGCAAUCUCAGAAGAAAUAAAAAAGGUGUGGUCAUCCACUGCCAGCACAGGAUCCCCUUUGGAGACUGGUUUGAGCAUGUGUCUUCGGCUAACUACCUGGCAGAGCUGAUGAUCUACCUCUCCAUGGCCGUCACCUUUGGGCUGCACAACUUAACCUGGUGGCUGGUGGUGACAUAUGUCUUCUUCAGCCAAGCCUUGUCCGCAUUCUUCAACCACAGGUUCUACAGAAGCACAUUCGUCUCCUACCCAAAGCACAGGAAAGCGUUCAUCCCGUUCUUGUUUUAAAGCAGGCGUUAUGGGGAAGAACAAAAGCCAGGCAACCGAGUCCGUCCCUAGAGACACUGAGACGGACACUGAAGUACACUUUCUGCAGGAAUGUUUGACGGUCCCUGUUCCACUUCAGUGCCAAGCAGUGUUCACGAAGCGUUGUUACGGGAGAAGACAUUCCGGCAGGCCUGGGCUUGCAGGCUCUGCCUUCUGCCAAGCUUUACAAAGCCAACUGAUAACAAGUAAACAGGUGUCUCCAAGCUGCUUUAUAGCCACGCUAACCAGGAGUAUAGUCAGCUGUGCGUGGACACAUGCAUGCUUGAGUCAGCCUCUCUCUCUCUCUCUCUCUCUCUCUCUCUCUCUCUCUCUCUCUCUCUCUCUCUCUCUCUCUCUCUGUCUCUCUCUCUCUCUGUCUCUGUGUGUGUGUGUGUGUGUGUGUGUGUGGGAACAGUGAAUUGAGUGCUGUGGGAUAUCAUAUGCUUUUAAUUAAUGUCACAUGCCAAUAAAAACAGGAACCUCUGAAAAUAGCAUGAAUGAACAGUAUGAGACCCCAUAGUUCUAGGGAGAAAAAAGUUUGUUGGAGUCCAUUAAUAUUCUGCCUUUUCUCAUCAGUAUCUGCAAUUAUAUCCCUGCCGCCUCACUUGCCCUGCAACCAGCCUAAUAACAAGUUUGGAAACCUCUUUGAUGGAAUUCUCUUUUUGACAUUUGUACUGGAAACAUGGAGAAAUAAAGUAUUUUUAUACA
Molecule: messenger RNA, 1766 nt
Organism: Apodemus sylvaticus (European woodmouse)
Lineage: Eukaryota; Metazoa; Chordata; Mammalia; Rodentia; Muridae
Gene: Srd5a3
Product: steroid 5 alpha-reductase 3
Exons: 6
Coding region: 48-1040 (330 amino acids)
Biological process (GO): polyprenol catabolic process; dolichol-linked oligosaccharide biosynthetic process
Cellular component (GO): endoplasmic reticulum
Molecular function (GO): 3-oxo-5-alpha-steroid 4-dehydrogenase activity
Source: RefSeq, a predicted model, not a curated record